Messenger RNA from Bathycoccus prasinos, 1047 nucleotides. RefSeq lists its product with no specific name. The record is from RefSeq and is a predicted model, not a curated record. Gene Ontology annotation, biological process: proteasome-mediated ubiquitin-dependent protein catabolic process; protein deubiquitination. The coding region runs from base 1 to 1047 and encodes 348 amino acids. Gene Ontology annotation, molecular function: metallopeptidase activity; protein binding; proteasome binding. Gene Ontology annotation, cellular component: proteasome regulatory particle, lid subcomplex. The transcript has a single exon. Lineage: Eukaryota; Viridiplantae; Chlorophyta; Mamiellophyceae; Mamiellales; Bathycoccaceae.
AUGAAUAACUUGAUGCGGAUGGGAAUGGGCCAAGCGCCGCAAACCGGCCCCCCACCGGACACGCCGCAGGUGGACACCGCGGAGCAAGUGCAAAUCAGUUCGCUCGCUUUGUUGAAGAUGUUGAAACACGGUGCGUUUACUAUUUCAAAGAUUCGUUUCCGUCGCGUCGUUUCCGUGACGAUGAUUGCGCUUUCUGACUUUAAUGUUUUCUCUCUUUCUCGCAAACAACACACAACCAUUCACAAAACAGGUCGCGCGGGAGUUCCAAUGGAAGUCAUGGGUCUCAUGCUUGGACAAUUCGUGGACGAUUACACGGUUAAAGUCGUCGACGUGUUCGCGAUGCCGCAAUCUGGUACCGGCGUUUCCGUUGAAGCCGUGGACCCGGUGUUUCAGACGAAAAUGUUGGACAUGUUGAAACAAACGGGCAGGGAAGAAAUGGUCGUUGGUUGGUACCACUCGCACCCUGGAUUCGGGUGUUGGCUUUCUGGCGUCGAUAUCAACACGCAGCAAAGUUUUGAGCAGUUAAAUCCGAGGUUAGUGGCUGUCGUUAUCGAUCCGAUUCAGUCGGUGAAAGGGAAGGUGGUCAUCGACGCGUUUCGAUUGAUUAAUCCGCAGACGAUCAUGUUAGGGCAAGAGCCGAGGCAAACGACGUCGAAUUUAGGACAUUUAAAUAAACCUUCAAUCGCGGCGUUGAUUCACGGGUUGAAUAGGCACUACUAUUCCAUCAAUAUUGGCUAUAGAAAGAAUGAAUUAGAGGAGAAGAUGUUGUUGAAUUUGGACAAGCCGAGAUGGAGCGACGGUUUGAAAGUUAGGAAUUUUACCGAGAAUAGGAAAGGGAACGAGAAGGUGGUUGGAGAGAUGCGAGAUUUAGCGGAUAAGUAUCAGAAAGCGGUGCAAGAAGAAGCGGAGUUGACGAAGAGGGAGUUGGUCGUUAAAGCUGCGGGGAGAACGGACGCGAAGAAGAGGUUGUCGGAAAACGCGAGCGAUUUGAUGGCGAAGAACAUCACGCAGCAGCUCGGGGCGAUGUUAGAUACCGUGUGCUUUUAA